GCGGAAGAGCCCCAGGGCCCCGCUCCCAUCGGCAGGCGGGCCCGCAGCUUCCCCUGGAGCCCGGAGUCCCUCCACAGCCCCCGGCGAACCGGGGCUCCCUGCGGUGCCCUCGGCAGGCCGGCCCCUGUGCCCCUUCGUCCCUUCGUGCCCCCCCGCCCCCAGCUCACUCUAUUUUCAAGCUGCCCCCCCGCCCUGUGCUUACUGGUCAGCGAGCAGGUUGAAGAUGAAGUAGAGUUCUGACCAUGGACCAUGAUGUCCCCACGAUCAGGCCCCGACGCAUCCAGAACCAGAAUGUCAUCUACCGCCUGGAGCGCCGCCGGAUCAGCUCUGGCAAAGCUGGCACCCACUGGCACCAAGUCCGUGUCUUCCACCAGAAUGUCUUCCCCAACUUCACUGUGGUCAAUGUGGAGAAGCCACCCUGCUUCUUGCGCAAGUUCUCCCCUGAUGGCCGGUACUUCAUUGCCUUCUCCUCUGACCAGACCUCUCUGGAGAUCUAUGAGUAUCAAGGCUGCCAGGCAGCAGAAGACCUGCUGCAAGGCUAUGAAGGAGAGAUUCUGGCUAAUGGCAAUGACCAAAGAUCUGUCAACAUCCGAGGGCGGCUCUUUGAGCGCUUCUUUGUCCUGCUCCAUAUCACCAAUGUGGCCUCCAAUGGGGAGCACUUGAACCGUGAGUGCAGCUUGUUCACCGAUGACUGUCGGUACGUGAUCGUUGGCUCUGCUGCCUACCUGCCUGAGGAGCCUCACCCACCCUUCUUCGAGGUUUAUCGCAACAGCGAGUCAGUGACCCCUAAUCCCCGGUCCCCCUUGGAGGAUUACUCCUUGCAUAUCAUAGACCUCCACACAGGCAGACUCUGUGACACACGGACUUUCAAAUGUGACAAAAUCAUCCUGUCUCACAACCAGGGACUGUACCUCUAUAAGAACAUCUUGGCCAUUCUCUCGGUGCAGCAGCAGACUAUUCACGUCUUUCAGGUAACACCUGAGGGCACAUUCAUCGAUGUACGGACUAUUGGCCGCUUCUGCUACGAGGACGAUCUCCUGACUCUGUCUGCGGUGUAUCCUGAGGUGCAGCGGGACACUCAGACGGGGAUGGCCAACCCCUACAAAGAGCCCUUCAUCAACUCUUUGAAGCACAGGUUGCUGGUGUACUUGUGGAGGAGGGCUGAGCAGGAUGGAAGUGCCAUAGCAAAAAGAAGGUUCUUCCAGUACUUUGAUCAAUUGAGGCAGCUCCGCAUGUGGAAGAUGCAGCUUUUGGAUGAGAACCAUCUUUUUAUCAAAUACACUAGUGAAGACGUAGUCACACUGCGGGUUACGGAUCCCUCCCAGCCUUCAUUCUUUGUUGUGUACAACAUGGUGACCACAGAGGUUAUUGCUGUAUUCGAGAAUACAUCUGAUGAGCUGCUGGAGCUGUUUGAGAACUUCUGUGACCUCUUCAGGAAUGCCACCCUACACAGUGAGGCGGUCCAGUUCCCCUGCUCAGCUUCCAGCAACAAUUUUGCCAGGCAGAUCCAGCGCCGGUUCAAAGACACUAUUGUGAAUGCCAAGUAUGGAGGACACACAGAGGCCGUGCGGCGGCUGCUGGGCCAGCUCCCAAUCAGCGCCCAGUCAUACAGUGGCAGCCCGUACCUCGACCUCUCGCUUUUCAGCUAUGAUGAUAAGUGGGUGUCAGUCAUGGAGCGGCCCAAGACCUGCGGUGAUCACCCUAUAAGAUUUUAUGCUCGUGAUUCUGGCCUCCUGAAGUUUGAGAUCCAGGCGGGACUCCUGGGGCGACCCAUCAAUCACACAGUGCGACGCCUGGUUGCGUUCACCUUCCACCCCUUUGAGCCCUUUGCCAUCUCGGUGCAGCGCACUAACGCAGAGUAUGUGGUUAACUUCCACAUGAGGCACAGCUGCACGUAGCACCAUGGCGUAGUUGGGGCGGCUGUUCUCCUUGAGUCUGCGCCUCUGCCACAGACGCACCAAAGUCAGACACUUGCGCCUUCUAGGAAACCAAACCAUCACUCAAGAAACCUGACCUGGGAGCUCCUACCAGCCAGCAUCUCACAGGGCUCUCAGCUGUGGAAAGCCGAUCCGCUCAAGUUAGGCCUGUGAAUGCUUCUUCUGACCUUGCGGUUUACUGUAGAGAUCCUGCUGCAUUAAGUGCUGCAUUAAGUGGAUGAACAAAGCUGAGCUGAGGUUCCUUUCCUGGUUUCACAGAGAUGUGUCCAUUUUCUCUUCUGGUGUACGUCUUAGGAUGGCAAAGAUGGAGCUUUGCAACACAUUGUGGAGCGCUCCCUUCUGCACUGGCACUCUCCUACCUUGCUGACACAGUCUGUAUAGAGGGAAUGGAUGGAAGCAGAAUAGCUUAAAAAUACAGCUACCCAUGUUUGUAUCUUCAAUGUUACUAGGGAAAGGAAUCCUGUUCUCAGCCACAUGAUCUACUCAUGUGAUUUUAAUAUGCAGGAGGUCAGGAAAAACAGGUGUCAGAAAUAACUGCAACUGAGAGACAUGAGGUGUGUUCCUGACUCUUAUGCAAGUCACUUAAUCUUUGUGCCUUAGUAUCUGUAGAAGCUCUUAAGUGAGAGGUGGUGUAUCAAUACCAGAAAGCCAGGGCAGCUGGCUGUGUCUCUGGUGCACGAGGAGGUGAGCACAGGAGGAAGAUGGGUGGCUGGGAAGAGUGUAGGGAGCAAUAACAGCUCCGUGCUCAUGUUGGGAGGACUUUUCUGCAGCAUGGAGGUGAACCGUCACAGCCAUGUGCAGGUUCUGCUGCAGAGGGGAAGGGAGACCCAGCUGCUGGCACCCUCCUGCAUAUUGGGGUGUGAGGGUGGAGGAUUAGUAGCAUUCGGGUUUUCCCCAGAAAGGAGGGAGGAGACCUGAAUUAAUGUGCAUUGCUGCAGAUUUGCAGUUAGGAGACACGUUUGUUGUCUAGGUUGCUUACAUAUCACUGUUUGAUACUCUGUUCUCUGUGAGAACCUGAUUUGAUGUUUGCAGGCUCCAAAGCACAGCUGGCUGGUGCGUCAAUGCUGACUGGACCACUGCGAUAUGCAUGCCGCCAAUAAAAUCAACUCCUUGGUGUAAUGUUACCUGCCACUGUGGCCUAGCGAGGAUGCUGGCCUGCCCUUCUUUCUUAAAAAUGGAGGGUUUGUUUGUAGGAUGACAUUUGUUUUUUUCUGCACACAUGCUGGUUUAUGACUGUGCUGCCAGACAGUACAACCAUCCCAGCAUUGCGAGGUGCUCUGUCAGAAGCUGGAGCCUGCUUUUGUUCUGUUCCCAUGGGAGGUACAGAGGAGGUAUUAGAAAAUCGGUGCUUAUACACAGGAGAUCCUCUACUUUAAAGGACCCUGUGGGUGUCUUGUUUGGACCAAAAUGCGCUGCGCAUGAUGUGCUGUGGCCACAUGCCUGUGAAGAACAGUGUUGAAGUCAUGCAUUCAUUUUGCAUGGUAACACAUAGGAAAAGAACUGUGGGUUGUUGGUGCCUGCUCAUAGCAUGAAUAGUGGACCUUGUAGUGGAGGGUGCCCUCAGCUCCUUGAAUCAGCCUUUACUCUCUGUCUCAUGGUACUUCUUUCCUCUUUUGGCCUUGCAAAACUUUUUUCUAGGGUAAGACAUUGUAUUUCACCACCCUUUUCCUGGUGUUUGCACUGUUGGUUUCUCAGGUCUGUCAUCAGGUCAGAAGACUGCUAAAAAGGAGGUGUCAGGCAACGCGUGCUUUAGCUCCAGGUUCAUCUUCAUCUAAUAAUACUAUUUAUCAAGGUUUUAGGUUUUUAUCCUGUGAUCCUUUCCUCAAACAUUCAGUUAAAGCUCCAAGUGGAGAAUCGUUUGCACAUUGUAGGUCAGGGAUUUAUCUCUUUCUGCACAACUUUCACAUUUGUUCACACUUCCAGUAUGAGAUUUUUUUUUUUUCUUUCCCAAAGCUUUCAGCAGCAACAUCCAAGACUGGGUUUACUCCAUGGUGUCACACCUGGGAGGUCAGUGCUUACUAAAAUAGCUGUCAGAUCUCCAUUUAGAUUUAUGUUUUUUUUUUUUUUCCCGGUGGCAAAAAUAUAAACCAUUUCGGCAUUUCUGCAAUCGGAGCUUUUGGCAGAUUCAGUCUGUCCUGUGUGAAGCAGAGAGCAUAGCAUGGAUUAUUGGACUGGGGGCUGAGACCAGAGAUCUGCUCAUAGCUAUUAAAUUGUUCUCUAACUGGGGGCAAAUCUCUUCCUGUUCCAGCUGGUGUUUUAUUCUCUGUAAUUGAGGCCAAAACAUAUUUUCAAGCCUUUGUUAAACACUUGGAGAUUCAUGGAUAAAAAGUGCUGGAUAAAUGCUAAGUAUUUUCUUAUUAUGUUUGCAGAUCUGCAAACUGAUUGAUUGUUCUGGGUACUAAUUGCCUUGGAGUAGCAUAGCAGAUCCUCUGGUCUUGGCUGCUGCAUUUUAUAUCUACAACAGAGUUAAUUUUAUUACACAAAUGUAUUAAAAGAAAAGUCUCUCAUGCUUGAAAUUUUGAUUCAUUUAUUUAAGAAACAAAGUAUAUGUGUGUGGUUGGGAGGGCGAGUGGAAAGGGGAGAUAUUUUCUACCUGAUAUUUUUCCUAGGCUAGGAUGGAGGUUUGUUAGUAACACAAGACAAAAAUGGAAUAAACGGAAUUUGCUUUAAGAGCCUGA
Cuculus canorus (common cuckoo) is the source of this 4615-nucleotide messenger RNA. RefSeq names its product DET1 partner of COP1 E3 ubiquitin ligase (gene DET1). The transcript is spliced from 5 exons. The coding region runs from base 243 to 1898 and encodes 551 amino acids. Gene Ontology annotation, molecular function: ubiquitin protein ligase binding; ubiquitin-like ligase-substrate adaptor activity. Gene Ontology annotation, biological process: positive regulation of proteasomal ubiquitin-dependent protein catabolic process; protein ubiquitination. Gene Ontology annotation, cellular component: cullin-RING ubiquitin ligase complex; nucleus. The record is from RefSeq and is a predicted model, not a curated record. NCBI's taxonomy places the organism in Eukaryota, Metazoa, Chordata, Aves, Cuculiformes, Cuculidae.